This is a messenger RNA of Diaporthe batatas, 2071 nucleotides long. RefSeq lists its product as uncharacterized. Gene Ontology annotation, molecular function: cysteine-type deubiquitinase activity. The record is from RefSeq and is a predicted model, not a curated record. Gene Ontology annotation, cellular component: cytoplasm. Gene Ontology annotation, biological process: protein deubiquitination; ubiquitin-dependent protein catabolic process. Lineage: Eukaryota; Fungi; Ascomycota; Sordariomycetes; Diaporthales; Diaporthaceae. The transcript has 2 exons. The coding region runs from base 471 to 1853 and encodes 460 amino acids.
UGCUGCCUGCCACAGCACCUCUGAUGCCUCGUAUGGACGAGGAAGUAUUCAGCCCUCACUGGAUCAAAUGCUCUCAAUUCAUUUCUGCUGGAUAUAGCCUGCUGUGUGGGAGGAAUUGAGCGAUAUAAUCGUCGUUCGGCCAAGCCCAAGUUGUACUGCGACCCUUGCCCGACCUUACAUGCUGGCUGAACUUCCUCAACGGUCCCCUCGCACUCUCCCGUUUGUGCUCGUCCAACUCAAUGAAGCACCAGCCCUCAGGUGCAUGCCCGAAUUCCAUUGUCAAGAUGGUCCAGCGCCUUUGUGAGACAUAUCAUCGCACUCCCUAUCGAUAAGUGAGCCGCCAUUUUGGGCAGCGAGGCAGGUAUUUGUACUUCUUCCCAAGGCGCUGCAUUUCAACGGCCGUCAUUCUUCAAUGAGGCGAACCUCGGACCGUCAUCCUCAACCCAACACAGUCAAUCACAUCUGCGAGCAUGGCCCCCAAGCGAUCAAGUCCUGCCUCUUCUGGUGCUGCCCAGCCCGACCAGAAAAGAAUCCGGCCUCAGAGGGGUGCUGCCACCAAAGCAUCAACCAUCAUCACCCAGGCAGCUCGAACGGAGAGCAGUCUUGAACACAGCCUCAGCAUCCCCCCCGAGGACCUGUUGCGCGCGACACUCGCCCCCCUCAGGGACACGGAGCAGAAUGACUGGAAGGCAUGGGUGGAGAUCGAGUCUGACCCGGCCUUCUUCAACGGCUUGCUCCGCGACCUCGGCGUGCAAGACAUCAAGGUGACGGAGCUCUUCUCCGUAGACGACGUCGACUUCCUCCCCCAGCCCGUGCUGGGCUUCGUACUGCUGUGCAAGUACGCCCACGAGGACGAGGAGGGCACCGAGGACGUCCCCGAGCCCCUCUGGUUCGCCAACCAGACCAUGGCAAACGGCUGCGCCACCGUGGCCCUGCUCAACAUCCUGAUGAACUCGCCAGCGGUGCAGCUGGGCGACAAGCUGAGCGAGUUCAAGAGGGCGACCCAGGACCUCCCGUCCUUCCAGCGCGGCUACCUCCUCGAGUCCGAGGCGAGCAUGCGCACCAUCCACAACGCCUACGCGCGCCGUCUCGAGCUCCUUAACGCGGACCUCCUCCUCUCCAACGAGUACGACGAGUGCAAGGGCGUCCCCAAGCCCGAGAGGGCCCCCCGGGCCGGCGCCGGCGGGAAGCGCAAGCCCAAGAGCCAGAAGCAGGCCAAGCCCAAGAAGAAGAAGGCCAAGGACGACGAGGCCUGCCACUACAAGGCCUUCGUGCCCCUCGACGGCAAGGUCUGGAUCCUCGACGGCCUGGAGUGGAACCCCGUGUGCCUGGGCGACGCGGCCGCCGACGCGUGGAUCCCGCUCGCCAUCGGGGGCCUGGUCAAGAAGCUCAGCGUCGCGGGGGACUUUGCGAGCAUCCUGGCCAUCUGCCAGAGCCCGGCCGCCGCGCUGCGCAGGGAGCUCGCCGUCAACAUCAAGACCCUCUCCGUCGCGCGCGCCGACGUGCCCCUGGACGCGGCGCCCGAGCCGGCCGAGGGCCGCUUCUACCUCGAGACCGUCAGCGAGCCCCAGCUGCGGCAGUAUGGUGUGUCAUGGGCCAUGCUCGACGAGACCGAGCCGGACGAGUCGCGGCUGGCCGGGGCUGAGGACGACCUGGGGCUUGAUCUUGUGCGGCGCCUCGAGACCGAGCAGGCCCGGAUCCAGAGCGAGUACAACCAGGAGAUGGGCCUCAUACGCCAGGACGAGGAGAGCUGCACCGGGCGGAAGAAGAACUACAUGCCGCUGGCCAACAAGUGGGUUGAGAAACUGGCCAACCUGGGUGUCCUCGAGGGGUUGUUGGAGGAGUCCAACUGAUGCAGAGGGGGGAUGGCCCGCGAGGGAGACGCGAGCAAGAUGUUAGGUGGCGUGGACUUUUUCUGAAGAUACCCUGGAGUAAGUGAGGUCCGAAGGCAACCGGUGGAUCUGCUCCGCCACACCGUCACAAAUGAACUGUUCGUUGUUUGGUCCAUUUCUCCCAUGGUAGAGUUCUCUAACCAUAUCGAUGGCCCACACCAGUGUUUUGUCAAAAGAAA